Strongylocentrotus purpuratus (purple sea urchin) is the source of this 4942-nucleotide messenger RNA. Its product is annotated as protein FAM76A. Bases 140 to 1483 code for a protein of 447 amino acids. The record is from RefSeq and is a predicted model, not a curated record. NCBI's taxonomy places the organism in Eukaryota, Metazoa, Echinodermata, Echinoidea, Camarodonta, Strongylocentrotidae. The transcript is spliced from 9 exons.
CAAAGCGUUCAUCCGUUCAAUUUUCGGAAAGCACAAUAGUUAAAGGCGAAUCGCACGGGAAAACGGACAGAUUUCACCGUAUUUGGCGAAUGAUCAAUGAUCAUUAUAGCGAGUUAAUGAAGACAAAACUCAUGUCCUGAUGUCGAAUUCGAAAGUAGCACUUUUUGCCUGCACUAAGUGCAACAGUAGACAUCCGUUUGAUGAAUUAUCACAGGGCCAACAACUGUGUAAGGAAUGCAGAGGUGCUUAUCCAGUUGUAAAAUGUACCUACUGCAGAACAGAAUUUCAACAAGAAAAUAAAAGCAGCACAAAUGCCAUCUGCAAAAAGUGUGCACAGAAUGUCAAGACAUAUGGCACGCCCAAGCCUUGUGAGUACUGCAACGUGAUAGCGGCCUUCAUCGGGAACAAGUGUCAGAGGUGUUCCAACUCUGAGAAGAAGUAUGGCCCACCCCACACAUGUGAACAGUGUAAACAAAAGUGUGCUUUUGACAGGAAGGAUGAGAGGAAAAAGGUUGAUGGCAAGUUGUUAUGCUGGUUAUGCACAUUAUCAUACAAACGGGUACUUCAGAAAGCAAAGAAGCGAAAAUAUGACUUGACCAACCGGGAACACCAUCGGAAUUCCUCCAGCGAUGGCGGGACAAGAGGCAGUAACAAUGGCGGAGGCAAUGUGGGAGGCGGCUCUGGAGGAGGCGGGGGAGCAACAGGGAACGGAGGGGGUGGGACCAACACACCCUCAGCACUGACUCCUACUGGCAAUCCCACCGCUGCCACCAAUCAGAACACUGCAUCACCUCUUAAGAACAGGAACCGUGACACACCUACCUCAAUGGGCCGGAACAACCGCCCUGAGAACUCAUCUUCAGGGGGUGGUAGUGGUGGUGGCUCGGGGUCAGGGGGCCUGUUUGGUCGAGAUUCAUCGGCCUCGAGAGAAGGCAGGGACAGAGACAGGGGUGGGGGAGGUGAGAAGGACAGGGAUAGGACCAGAGAUAGGAAUCGUGAUAGAGACAGGGAUAAGGACAAGAAAGAGGAUCAUCGGCAUCAUAAAUCAAAGGCCAACGACAAGAAACAAACACUCCAUGAACCCGAGGUCAAGAGGACCAAAUCAGAACACUCCAGUAACGGUGCCUUGCCAUCCGCAUCGUCAAAGACAGACAUGACCUUUAUCGACCCAGGUAACACAGACCACAUGGUGGCCAUGACACAGCUCAGAGAACAAGUAGCCUCAUUGAAGAAAGUCUUAUCAGAGAAGGAGAAGGCCAUUCUGGAGAAAGAUAAGAAGUUGACAGAGUUGAAAGCCAUUCAGAUGCAGAUUGAAAAAGAUCUCAGGGCAAAACUACAGACGCUUCAAAAAGAUCACCAGGACACGGUAGAUGACUUACAGACUAAAAACAGGGCGCUCACAAAGCAGGUGGCCCAGCUGUCCAAGUCCUCUAAAGACAGGGACAAAGAGAAAGAGAAAGAAAAAGAAAAAAUGAUAAUGUGAUAUAUAAACAAUGGAUACUUACACCCAAUCAGGAGUGGAGUGGGUGCUUAUAACACAGAUGUGAUUGACUAAUCAUCAUGAAGGCAUUAUGGGUACAGUGAUAAAUGGCUAGCACCGUCGAAGAAUGGAUGCAAGGCCAAGGGAGCAGAGCAAGGACUUCAGUAUGAGUAUUGUCAUCUUUCAGGGGGUUUCUCACCAUAGCUAUUUGAGAGAGGGUUAGUUGUGUCAACGGAAGUUGCUCCAGAUUUGUCAAUCAUUUCAUGGAGACUCGAAUAGAUCCCUCGCUUAGAGAUUGUACAUUUGAGAGAAGCAUAUCGAGUUACAUGAUGUAACCUAUGAGCAUUGGCCUGUACUCGUGUCGCAACUAUCUCUUGCAGUUCGCUAUGGUUUCUCGCCAUCAAAAGAAGAUCGUUGAAUCGAUUAUCCCUCCAGGAAAUGUGUGGGAUUCCAAUCAGGAGAGUUAGGAGAGUUUUCAAGUUUUAUUAUAUUUUGUAGUGUUUUUAUGUAGUGUCUUCCCCCUCGCCCCUUUCUUCCUACCUGCCAUCUUCCACCUUGUCCCGCUCUGCACAGCUGACAGUAGCUUCGCUAAUAAUAAUAAUAAUAUGCCAUCCUUGUAUAGCGCAUGUCACCUUAUGAGAUAGCAUCCAUUUGCACUUCCAAAGGACUUUGGAUAUUGUCACCCUGGCUUAGACUUCAGCAACCAUAGCACUCAGUGCAUUGAAAGAAUAAACUCAAUUCGAGUGUGUAAAAUGUAGAUUAAAUGUCUUGCCAAUGGACGUUUGUGCUGCUGCAGGGAUUUGAACCCUGUGCCUUGUGGUUUACAGUCCAUAGACUUCUCUAAUAGACCACAGCACCUCUACACAGUCAGCAUAUACUGCUACAAUAGAUUUAUACUUAUAGUUAGGCCUUAAAGGGCAAUCAAACCCUUGCAAUGGAAGCAGAAAAAUAAGACAAAAACAGAAUGGCAAACGUUCGAUAUAAAUUAGGCCAAUAACAAGGGAAUGAUGAAUGUUUGAAAUAUAAGAUCAGUAAAUCCAUGCUAAUCUCAAUUUGGCAAUUUGGUCAGUUGAUAGUGAUAUAGUCAGGAGACGACUCUCCCAUUUUUAUUUUAUUAUUAUGUUCUUCUCAUAAAUGCCGUCUCCCUUCAGGGCACUACUCAAAAUGUAUUAUAGACAGUAUGAUAUUAUUGGUGCUCUAAAAUGAAAAGACCCUUUUGAAGAAAAAAAAUGAUAUUUUGAUAAUUUAUGGUUGAAACAAAUGGGAAAGUAGUCCGGCACUUCGUCAUAGUAACAUUACUGAUUCAGCCAGUUUGAAGUUACCAUGCAUAUAGAGAUUUCAACUUUCAAAAAUUCAUUACUUUCUUAUAUUUCUCACCCAAUUUAAUUCACACUUUCAUCAGUUUGAUUCAAUGAUUUUUCUGAUUUAUUAUAGAGCAGUUGUCAAGGCUGGAUUUCCCUUUUAAGUUGCCUGCUUUCUAUGAGAGAUUUCCUAAAAACAAUUUUUUAAGUUAUUAUUUCUUAUACAUCUCAAAGCAAUGAGUGAAUCCCUAUUGUAAUCAUUUUGUUCCAGCAAAUUUUGCCAAUUUACAUAACAUUUUGCCAACAAUUUAAUAUAAUCCCAUUUAUUUCAAGUUGCUGAAAAUGUGCACCUCUUCAUAAAGCAGGUCUUAGCAAUUGUCACUACUUAAAAGAAAUUGUGUGAUAUGAAUACCUCAGCUUCUUUUUCCAUCUCUAGGAUUGGAUCCUUUCAAUUCAUGCCAAGUUCUAGAGACCUGUUUUUGAUUGGAACUUUUUCCAAAGUGAUACCUUUGCUUUUAAAGUGGCUGUUAUCUUAGCACUUUGUACACCAUAUGAAUAUUCAUAGAUGGCCAAGAUGCGUUUAAGCUGCAAGUUGGAAUUGUACACACUCAAAGAGGGGUUCCAUAUAAAAGUGAUUUGUACUUUGGUAUGCUGCUCACCAACAUGAACGACUCAUCAGUUCAUAGCUUUUUUUAAUAUUUAUUUUUACUGUGUAUAAUUUUUAAUUCUCACAGUAAAACCACUCUCCAAGUAUGGCGUAAUAACUCAAGUUUGAACAGUAAAAUUGUAUUGUGAAGUAUGCGAGAAAGGGUUUGAUUCCAUAGGUGAUUUCCCAACUGACUUACAUGUAAGUCAUUUGAGGUUUUAUGAUCUACUUUUAGAUGUGUAAUAUUGUAAUUGUAUAAAGAGCAAAAAUGAAAUGUAGAUUUUGUAUAUGUAUGCAUUUAUCAAACAAUCUUUUCUCAUAUUUUUGUAACAACGCAAUCUUUCAUAUUUGUAAACAUUAAGAUGUCGUAAAGAAGAGAGAGCUUAGAUGUUUAGAAUAAGUGUCAUUUCUCCAACUUUUGAAUUACCAACUUGUGUGUGUUGUCAAGUUCAAAUACAUUUAGUAAAAUAAUAUUUGCAAUUCAAUGGGUUUUUUAAUAAAUAUUUCCAAGCAAUGCCCAUUUUUAUUUACUCUACAAAUCCAGGUAUUGUAUGUUUCAUGUUGACAUUUACAGGUCUUUGCACAAAUGUAUCAGUUAUCUGUAUGCUCAUCUUCAUAUUCAGGUGCAAUUUAAAUGGAAUGAGAAACUUUGAACUUCUGGUCAUUUUUAACAGGGACAGAUAGCCAGGAUUUUAAUUUUGAUGUCAUUUUAAAGACUUUAGAUAAUCAAUAGUCUAUCCUUGGUUAUAAGAAAUGGAAAUGGUUUAAACAAUGGGAAUACUACUGACUUGUAUUUGAGUUUCAAAACUCUGCUUCUUUUUCAUUACUUCUCUUGGGUGUCAAGUUGUCGACAGUAAGUACUGGUAACAACUUUGAAAUUAAUUUGCAAACUUUCUCAUGUUUCAUUCUAUUUACAGUUAAACAAUCUUUCAGAUUUUUCAGAUACAGCAGUUUGUAGAAUAUCUCAUCCCUGUAUCAUGAAAGAUUGUUUUCCUUCUUAUGAGGACAUGUAACCUUAUUGGUAUAUUUCUAAUUUCUAACAAAAUAUCAAUGCUCCUCGAGUCCUGUGUGUCAAGGACAUGUUUCCUGUCACAAAAAUCCACAGAAAUUGAAUUUCUUGUAACAAAAGUAUUUAAAAGUAGGUAAGCCUUUUUAAAUGCAUAUUUAUAUCUCCUCUAAUGGAUUAAUGUUGUUUUCAUUUGAUUUUGACCAAAGACAUACAAUGUAUCUUUUACUUUAAAAUGGCAUAUUAGUUGGUGUAUUUCCCUCUAGAAUUCUUUGUCAUUGUCAUGUCUUUGCUACUAGGUGUGCUUAUUUGGAACGGUUUGUCAAUGAUUCAUUAGUUACACUUAAUUUUUUUCUAAUUAUUGUUCUAAAUUUGAUGCCGGUAAUCUGUGUUUUCUACAGGUAAAGUCAUUCAGGCAUUGAGAUUCAUUUGAUUAAUGGUAAUUUGAAAAAUAUCACCUAAUGUUUCCUGAUCAGAAAAUUUGCAUUUUCAAGACCCGAGAUAAACAU